Benincasa hispida (wax gourd) is the source of this 1211-nucleotide messenger RNA. RefSeq names its product NAD(P)-binding Rossmann-fold superfamily protein. NCBI's taxonomy places the organism in Eukaryota, Viridiplantae, Streptophyta, Magnoliopsida, Cucurbitales, Cucurbitaceae. The record is from RefSeq and is a predicted model, not a curated record.
AGUUAAAUUCCCCUCUUCAUAUGGAACCUGCAGCUCUUCAGGUUCGAAUCCACAUCUCCAUUGGAGCACUCGCAAUGUUUCUUCUCAAGGCAUGGAGAUUCUCAGCUUUUGGGGUCUAUGGCUACCUCAACUUCACCAAAUCUGCAUUCAUUGAACAUUCUAAGAAGUUCAAACCAGAGGACAUGCAAACGAACAUUGAAGGGAAAAAUUGCAUUGUUACUGGGGCGAAUUCUGGGAUUGGAUAUGCAACUGCAGAGGGUUUAGCAUCACGUGGAGCUACUGUCUACAUGGUAUGCCGCAACAAGGAAAGAGGAGAAGCUGCUCUUUCUGAGAUAAAGUCUAAAACAGGAAACCAAAAUGUUCAUUUGGAGGUCUGUGAUCUUUCCUCAAUCCGUGACAUCAAGUCAUUUUCCACAAAGUUUAUUUCAAAGAAUGUCCCAGUCCAUGUUUUGGUUAACAAUGCUGGGUUGAUUGAGAAAAACCGAGUUACGACGUCUGAAGGGUUCGAAUUGAACUUUGCUGUGAAUGUUUUAGGCACUUAUGCAAUGACUGAAUCAAUGUUGCCAUUGCUGGAGAAAGCUGCACCUGAUGGAAAGGUCAUCACAGUUUCUUCUGGUGGAAUGUAUUCAGUUCCUUUAACCAAUGAUCUGCAGUUUAGUGAAGACGAAUUUGAUGGGGUCAAACAGUAUGCAUUUAACAAACGAGUUCAGGUGGCUUUAACAGAGAAAUGGGCAGAGAUGUACUCUAACAAAGGUAUUGGAUUCUACUCGAUGCACCCCGGUUGGGCCGAAACACCUGGAGUGACUAAAUCUUUACCAAGUUUCUCUAAAUCGCUCUCGGGGAAGCUAAGAACGAGCGAGGAAGGGGCCGAUACACUUAUUUGGUUGGCUUUACAGCCAAAAGAGAAGUUGGUACCUGGAGCAUUCUACUUUGAUAGAAGUGAAGCGCCAAAGCAUUUAGCUUUUGCUGCUACAAAGUCUUCUCAUACAGCAAUUGGCUCUAUAUAUGAUCAUCUUCGAUCUUUGUCUGGUUUGGCUCAAUAAUCCAGAUGAGUGUCGACUCAUCUUUGGAACUUGUAAUUGUUGGGAUAACUGAAAGGAUAUUGCUUGUUAGAAUAUAUGUACUUUAUCAAAUAUGUAUCUCAGAGCUAAGAAGGGAUAUAGUUGAUCGACGUAACUCAUCAAGUGAAGCAAUAAGGAUUAUAUCAACCA